Molecule: messenger RNA, 699 nt
Organism: Trichoderma reesei QM6a
Lineage: Eukaryota; Fungi; Ascomycota; Sordariomycetes; Hypocreales; Hypocreaceae
Exons: 1
Coding region: 1-699 (232 amino acids)
Molecular function (GO): peroxidase activity
Source: RefSeq, a predicted model, not a curated record
AUGACUUUAGGCCGAUCGCCAUGCCCUGGCCUGAACGUUCUGGCAAACCACGGCUGGCUUCCUCGCUCGGGAAAGAACAUUGAUCUGCCGACUCUCCAAGUUGCCGUUGCCGGUGCCUACAACUACGCCCCCAACACCUUUGACGAUGUUUUCAAACUGGCUCAAAACUGCAAUCUCACGACCACGGGCAACAUUUCGACGUUCAAUCUGGCCGAUCUGGCGAAGCAUGAUUGCAUCGAGUUUGACGGAUCGCUGUCACGAAACGACUUUGCUCUUGGAGAUGACUUACACUUUAACCCGCGAAUCUGGAAGACGACCUCUAAGAGGCUAGGCCUGGACGACAUCGGACGUGAUCCAAAGUCUAAGUAUCUGACCGUGGAACAAGCCGCCAAGGCUAGGGCUGCCCGCGUAGCAGACGCGAUGAAGGCCAAUGACAAGUUCAAUGCUUCGAUAAACCAGCAGAUGGGCAGCCCUGGGACAACAGCUUUGUACUUGACGACCUUGUGGGACGAUGCCGCGGGAGCUGCUCCCAAGGAGUGGGUCAAGACAUUCUUUGGUAAGUGUCAAGACUCUUUGUGCCGGAGAUGGGCUAACCGCCAGGCAGAGUGGGAGCGUCUCCCUUUCGCAAGGCCGCUCAGGCAGAAGACCAAUGACGACAUCAACGCCAUGUUUGCAAGGGUUCAGGCCGUGAAGGUUUGA